AUGCGCUUAGCGGCACUUGUCUCCCUCCGUGCUGCCGUCUUCUUCCUCGCCUUGCUUCUGGUGAGCCCCGCCGUCGCCCACAAUGACCACGGCGUGCACAAGAACUACCUCAUCAUCGUGCGCACGCCGUACGAGUACGAUCGGAGCAUGUUCAAGGACGUGUCGGACUGGCACGCGUCCCUGCUCGCGUCCGUGUGCGACAUGGCCGAGGAGGAGCUCGACAAGGAUCCGGCCGCCAUGGCGCGCCUCAUCUACUCCUACCGCCACGUCGUGAACGGCUUCUCGGCCCGCCUCACCGUCGAGGAGAUCCGCGAGAUGGCCGGCAAGGACUGGUUCGUCAAGGCCAUUCCGGAGAAGACGUACAGGUUGAUGACCACCCACACGCCGCAGAUGCUCGGGCUCAACGGCAAAGGCUCCCACGGCGGCCUGUGGAACAAGAGCAACAUGGGCGAAGGGAUCAUCAUCGGCGUCCUCGACGACGGCAUCAGCCCCGGGCACCCGUCGUUCGACGGGACGGGCGUCCCGCCGCCGCCGGCCAAGUGGAAGGGCCGGUGCGACUUCAACAGCUCCGUGUGCAACGACAAGCUUAUCGGUGCGCGGUCGUUCUACGAGUCGGCCAAGUGGAAGUUUCAAGGGGUCGACGACCCGGUGCUGCCCGUUAGCAAGGGCUCGCACGGGACGCACACGUCGAGCACGGCGGCCGGCGCGUUCGUGCCCGGCGCGAACGUCAUGGGCAACGGGAUCGGAACGGCUACCGGCAUGGCCCCGCGCGCGCACAUCGCGCUCUACCAGGUGUGCUUCGAGGACAAGGGAUGCGACCGCGACGACAUACUGGCAGCGCUCGACGACGCCGUCGACGAGGGCGUCGACGUGCUCUCGCUCUCGCUCGGGGACGACGAGGCCGGCGACUUCGCCUACGACCCCAUCGCGCUCGGGGGCUACACCGCCAUCAUGAAAGGCAUCUUCGUCAGCGCCGCGGGUGGGAACAUGGGCCCGGACCCGGCGACGGUUGCCAACGAGGCGCCGUGGCUGCUCACAGUAGCGGCGGCGACAACUGACCGGAGGUUCGUCGCCUCCGUAAGGCUUGGCAAUGGAGUCGAGCUCGACGGCGAGUCGUUGUUCCAGCCAGAGGGUUUCCUAAGCGUGCCGCGCCCGCUGGUAAGAGACCUCAGCGACGGCACAUGUUCCGACGAGAAGGUCCUUACGCCGGAGCACGUAGGAGGAAAGAUAGUCGUCUGCGACGCCGGUGGCAACUUCACCUCCCUCGAGAUGGGUGCCGCCCUACGCGAAGGCGGCGCGGCCGGUAUGGUUGUGAUAACCAUCGAGGAAUUCGGGUCGGUGAUCCAACCCAAGGCGCACGCGCUCCCGGCGUCGCAGGUGACUUACUCGACAGGGCAGAAGAUCAGGGCAUACAUGAACUCCACAGACAUCCCGACGGGCGAGCUGAUCUUCAAAGGAACCGUGCUCGGCAAUCGCGACUCGCCGGUGGUGGCGGCGUUCUCGUCGCGGGGGCCAAGCAAGCAAAACCAGGGGAUCCUCAAGCCCGACAUCACCGGCCCUGGAGUGAACAUCAUCGCCGGCGUCCCCAAACCGGCGGGGUUCAUGACGCCUCCCAAUCCACUGGCGGCCAAGUUCGACGUCUUGUCCGGCACGUCCAUGGCCACGCCGCACCUCAGCGGCAUCGCCGCGGUGCUCAAGAAAGCGCACCCGACAUGGACGCCGGCGGCGAUCAAGUCGGCCAUUAUAACGACGGCCGACCCGAAGGACCGCCGCGGGAAGCCGAUAGCGGCCCAUGACGGGUACCCUGCCAACCUGCUCACGCUGGGCGCCGGGUUCGUCGAACCCAUGAAGGCCCUGUCGCCGGGGCUCGUGUACAACCUGACGGCGUUCGACUACAUCCCCUACCUGUGCGGGCUCAGGUACACCGACCAUGAGAUCAACUCGAUCAUCCACCCGUUGCCGCCGGUGUCGUGCGCGCAGAUGGCCGUCGUGGAGCAGAAGGACCUCAAUUACCCGUCCAUCACGGCGUUCCUGGACCAGGAGCCCUUCGUCGUUAAUGUCACCCGCGUCGUGACAAACGUCGGGCGCGCCAUCUCCGUGUACGUCGCCAAGGUGGAGGUGCCGAGCACGGUGUCGGUGACGGUGACUCCGGAGAUGCUCCUGUUCAAGAAGGUGAACGAGGCGAAGAGGUUCACGGUCACCAUCAGGUCCAUGGACACAAGUAUCCAGGAGGGGAUCGCCGAGGGGCAGCUCGCGUGGGUCUCGCCCAAGAACGUGGUGCGCACCCCGAUCCUCGUGUCGUUCAAGAAGUUCGUCAAGGAUAACUCCACCACAGCUCAUCUUAGACAUUGA
Miscanthus lutarioriparius is the source of this 2352-nucleotide messenger RNA. The record is from the annotation of a GenBank genome assembly. Lineage: Eukaryota; Viridiplantae; Streptophyta; Magnoliopsida; Poales; Poaceae.